Molecule: messenger RNA, 11428 nt
Organism: Chrysoperla carnea
Lineage: Eukaryota; Metazoa; Arthropoda; Insecta; Neuroptera; Chrysopidae
Gene: puf
Product: ubiquitin carboxyl-terminal hydrolase 34
Exons: 32
Coding region: 92-10552 (3486 amino acids)
Biological process (GO): protein deubiquitination
Cellular component (GO): nucleus; cytosol
Molecular function (GO): cysteine-type endopeptidase activity; cysteine-type deubiquitinase activity
Source: RefSeq, a predicted model, not a curated record
GUAAAUACAUGUAGUAGUUUGGAAUUAACACAAAAUAAUGAAAAUUAUUUCAUAAUAUUUCAUUCACAAAGUUCAUCAAUACAUUUAAAAUAUGUGUGAUGUUUGUUCAGACUUCCUACAGCUGCUAGUGUCAUAUGAGACCCAAUUUAGCAUAGAAACUGAAGAGCAUCCACAGCUCACGAAGUUUGACAUCUCAACAUUGUUGUUAUACGUACAAACAUGGCCAGCAAGACAAUGUAUGUGUUGUUAUCGUGAUUUUAAGAAUUUAGAACGGUUUAGUUUAAUCACACAAGGCAUAAUAUGUCUGUGUGUACAUCAUUUAAAAAAUUUACGUGCAACACUAACUGAUAAUGGCAAAACAAACACAACAAAAGGUGAUGCAGAUGAAAAAACUUCAGAACCAGAUGAAAAAGAUGAAUCAAUUGAUGAUUCAUCGGAAAUUACAAGCUUACAAGAUAAAGAGAAAUUAUUUCAUCUGGUAUCAAAAAUAUUUCUAAUGAAUUUUCCAUUGUAUGUGGCCAGUAAACAUACAGUACAAACUAAAUUGGAAGAGGUUACAUCAAUGGAAUUAACAAGUUUAAAUGCGUUUUGUGAUUUACAUGAUCAGGAAAUUCCAAUAUAUUUAUUACGUAAUGUUACUUUGUUUUGUAAAUCGGGAGGUUUACAUGCAAUGACAUUAUGUUUUCAACAUUUAAUACCAGAAGUAUUACCGGUAUCUACUGCGCAUGCUAUCAUCGCUAUUGUUUGCAAUUUAAAAUUAUGGCUAAAUUUCAAAACAACUUUACAAUUGCUAGUACCUUUAAGAUCGCGGGUACUGAGAUAUAUGUGUCGGUUAGCUGAUUCAGAGCUUCGAACUCCGGCAAUCAAAAGCAUGGCAGACUUUAUGUGGAGUGCAAUCAAAGAUCCAUUAGAUAUGCCAUUGGGUUUGGAUAGCGAUGGUUUAGAUUUAGCGUUUAAAUAUUUUACAUCGAGUACAUUAACAAUGCGAUUAGCUGGUAUUGCACAAAUUAAUAGUCAUAUUGGAUUGUUGGCUGAAUUAUGUGGGAAUAGUGGGGCACAUACACAUGAUAUUUCAUUAUCAUCAGAUGCAGUGGAUUCAGCACCACGCAGCAUGGCUGAUUGGCUGAUAAAUAACAAUAUUAUAUCUCAUAUAUUUGGUCCAAAUUUACAUGUUGAACUAAUAAAACAAAGCCAUAUAAUUUUAAAUUUUCUGGCAAUGGAAGGACGAAUUACGACUGAAUAUUUAGAUAUUAUAUGGGCGGCAGCACAGUUAAAACAUUGUAGUAAACCAGUACAUGAUUUAUUACCAAGUUUAAUCAAACAUUUAUCAGUGGCUGCAGCUUUACAUUUAUAUAAUUUAUUAACAAAACUAGAAACACGUGAACAUACUGAACAGACAUUGUAUUUAGCAUCCGCUUUAAUUAAAUUUAUAUGGACACGUAGUGGGGCAAGUUCAGCGGGAGCAUCCACAUCUGAUCCAUCACAUAUUGGCUUUGUAUCAAGUUCAUCGGCAAUUGGAUUGCAUAAGUGUGCAAGCUCAUCAGAAAAUAGUGUUAGUAUAGACGGAAGUAAUUCGGAUGAAGAACAGGGUGAAACAUCGGCACAAAGUGAAAGCCAUAAGAGUGGAACAGAAGCUGAAGAAGAAGAGGAAGAUGAAGAGGAAGAAGAGGAUGAAGAUGAUGAAAUGUUAGAAAUUGAUCGGGAAGGGCCUACCCCUUGUAAACAAGCUCGUACACAACAUGCAACUUUUGAACCAGGAACACCAAGGGAAGAUAUAUCUAUUGAAAAGAAGGGAAUUUCCGGAACCAAAGGAUCGUCAAUCAAAAAGAAAAUACCAAUUGCGGAUGAAGCAAUAGUCCAAACAGAAAAUGUGAAUGUAUUAUCAGCAAAUUUACCAGAAGGUGUUGAAACAAUUGCUUCAAGUAGUUCAGCUGAUGAGGAGGAAAUUCAUCACACGCAUAUGAUGAAAAAGAGACAUAUGCGACAAAAAUCAUUAAAAUGCAAACGACCAGAUGAUAGUAUUCGUAUGCACCGAGAUUGUAUUGAUUUAUUACCGGAGGGUGAUGAAAGUGAUACAGAAACCAAACAUUUAAAACGGUUAGCUCGUGUAAAAUCACGAUCAAGACUGCGACGAGAACCUUUAGUUUCUGUAUACGUUGGUGAUAGUUCAUCAGGAAGUGAAAAUGGUAAAGCUUUAAUUCGUUCAAUUGGACCUCGUGCACCAUCUUGUCAACCGUUUAUACCAGAUUUAGAUGUUCCUCGAGAUGAGCAUUUAUUAGAAUUAUUAAGUGGGGAUGAAAUUGAAGGUGAUGGAGAUGGUAGUUAUUCAUCACGCAUGAGCAAUAAAUCUGAAAAGAACAUGGGUGAUUUUGAUGGUGAAGAAUCAGUUUGUGAUGAAGAACUUGCGCAGCUAGCUGCACAGACUCGAGAACCAGCACAAUGUCUAGGUUUGCAAGCGCAUGACAUAGAAAAAUCACCAGCUUGGACAGAUCCACGUUUAUCAGCAACAUUCAAAAUUGAUAAUGUUUGUCAACCAGGAAAUACCCUAUUAUGGGAUUUAUUACAGGAUAAUAAAAUUAAUCAAUUAGGUGAAGGAUUAGCGUUAGAAGCUGAGAAAGCUUUAUGUAAUUUAUUAUGUUAUAAUACAGAACGGAUCAUUCGAAUGAAAUUUAUUGAGGGUUGUUUGCAAAAUCUUGCGAAUAAUUGGUCAGUGGUAAUAUCAUUACGAAUAUUACCAAAAUUAUUAGCAUCAUUUCAACAAUUUCGCGGUUUAGACACACAUCAUGUGACACAUUGGGCAGAUAAACAACAUAAUAUGAUGUCACAUUUUUUUAAUAAUCUCAAAGCAUAUACAAAUUCACGUCGAUCUAAAUCGGCCAACACUCAACAACAACCUAGUCCUACAAGCAACUUAUAUACACACCAAAUGGAAGUACAAGUUCGUUUACAUUUUUUAUCUGCCGUAUAUUCUCCGUUAGGAUCACCGAAAACUUUUAAAUUAAGUGUGGAACAAGUUGAUACAUUAUGGCAAUGUUUGGCACAUGAUAAUGAGUGUAGUGAUGAGUUGUUUAGCUGGUUGUUGUCACAAGCGAAAAGUGGAGAUCAACAUGCACUUGGGUUAGAGGCAAUGAAACGAUUGUACUUAACCCAUUUACCGACACUGUCACCGGAAAGUAUCAGUCCAACUUGUUUGGCACUAUUUCAACAGCUUUGUAAUCUAGCACGAAAUAAUUCAUCGAACAUCAGUAAUAAUACCCAACAACUUGGGGAAGUACUCGGGAUGGAUUAUUUGUGGAAAGUAGCUUUACGUGCGAAUAACACAGAUGUUAGCAUGGCUGCGAUACAGUACUUAAAUAAUUAUUAUCUAGGACAACGAUUACAGCAUGAAUCAGAAUUUGUAUCUCAAUGUAUGAUACAUUUAGCUACAGCUGUCAAAGACUUAACAUUACCGACUCCAAGUGAAGACGCUCCAUUAUUGCGAAUUCAAAGAGCACUACUUCUUUUAAAAACACAUUUGGAUACAUUUCGACGAAAAUAUGCCUAUCAUUUACGACGAUGGCUUAUCGAAGGACAAGGUAUUGGAUCUCAUGGUGCACUAGAGCGUCCUGGUACACCAAUACGAAUUUUAGUACAAUUAGCUGGUAUGUCAGAACGUACCCCAAUCGAUUUGUUAAGUAUAAAUUAUGUAGCAGAAUUACGAGCUGAAGCGACAUAUGUAUGGGAAUCUAUGCAUUCCAAAGCAACAUCAUCAUCGUCUCAAACAGAGGGAAGUGGGGUGUUAGGUUCAUUAUUACAUGAUGGACCAAUUCGUAUGAUCACCCAAGGACAAGAGUUAACAACAGAUUUCGAUGAGAAAACGUUACAAGAACUUGGUUUUAAGGAUAAUCAAAUGAUUUUUAUAUCAAUUGGAGCAAAUCGUUCCGGUCAUCGUAAACGAGAUUCUGUUGAACCGUUAUCCUUACAACAACCUCCACCUAGAGAUUCAGUUCCAAUGUUGUUACUGCUCAGACCAACUUACUUUGAACAACUUUUCGAUCUAAUGCACACACUUAGUGGUAUGAAAGUUCAAGUGAAAGGGGGCAACGAUCAACCGCAUACUAAAGCUCAAGUAUUAUCCAGACGAGUUUGGGAUAUUCUAACAAUGAUACCAACAAGUCCUACUUUAUUAAAAGGAUUCCAACAGUUGGAUACACCUUUGGAAAAUUUAUUAAAUCCAACAAGUCCGCAAAAAUUAAUGUACUCACUUCAUAUAGCAGAAUCUUUAGGAUCAAGACGAAAUUUAGGUGCAAAUAGUACUGAAUCUAAAGAAAUAACACCAUCAACGAGCAAACAAAAUUGGAGUAACGUAUUUCGACAAAAUGGUGGUUUACGCCAUCUAUUUGAUAUAUUUAUGUCAGGCGUGUUACAACGUAGCAGUAACGGGGAUGAAAGUGAAUGGCUUCAAGAUUGUUUAGCAAUGCUGUUAAAAUUACUCAGUCAACUUGGUGUUCAUAAUCCAGAUAUUCAAUCAAAAUCGAAAUCAGAUAAAUUAUUAAUACCAACCUUAAACGAAGAUAUGUUACAUUUAAUGAAUGUUCAAACGACAAUGUCACGUUUAAUGAGUAUUUUGUACGAGGCAUCUUUGCCACGGGAUCCAAAUCAUUAUAAAACAGGAUUUUGGGGUCGAUCACAGGUUGUUCAUUAUGCGAUGACGCUGUUGGUAUCAUGGUUACAUUGUUGUGAAGAAGCACGACAGUGUUUCUUUCGAACAUCGCAAUAUGAUUCAUGGUUGGAGCGAUUAGUAUUGGAUGAACCUGAACCAAAUGUGCGACGUGAGGUUUGUGCAGCGCUUUAUCGAUUAUGUUUGGGUACAACAUCACAGGAUGGCGAUACUGGUAUAAGUUUAGCUGCUCCUAUGUUGAAUGCAUUACUUGUGUAUUUACCAAAAGCUGAAACGAUGAGAUUGCAAAAACAAGAGAUGUUACAUCAUGAUGAUGGUAAAGAACCAUAUGGACCUGCUUGUCGUGAUUAUUUUUGGUUGAUUUGUCGAUUAGUUGAUGGCCUACCUACAGAAAGUACUAAAGAUGUCCAAGAAGAUAAUUCACCAGAUCAAGUUGAUAUAGAUGCCUUAUGUAAAAAAGUUAGUGAAUCCAUUAUGAAACGUGACUAUCUGGAAGAAAGACUUCGUACCGUUGAGGAUGAUGGACUUAUUGGUUUAUUGAAUUUUAUGGCUAAUUUGUUAAAACAUAAACCACCGUUUCAAGCGAGUAAAGAUGGAAAACAAUUGUUGAUUGAAGUUUUUGAAUAUUUAUUUGCAUUACCAACACCACGCCAACGGCAAGUUCCUAAAUGUAAAUCUACAGGUGCUCGAGCUGCAGCAUAUGAUUUACUUGUUGAACUUGUGAAAAGUGCUCCUGAAAAUUAUGAAUUAUUACACGACAAAUUAUUAGCACAACAUAAACCAGGUCCGCAUUCCCCUUACCCAUGGGAUUAUUGGCCACAUGACGAUGGUAGAUCCGAAUCUGGUUACGUUGGAUUAACAAAUUUAGGUGCAACAUGUUAUAUGGCAUCAUGUAUGCAACAUUUGUAUAUGAUGCCACAAGCAAGAGCCUCAAUACUGUCAGCAGAUUGUACGAAUAGUAAACAUGAGCCCACGUUACGUGAAUUACAACGAAUGUUUGCUUACUUAUUGGAAAGUGAACGUAAAGCAUAUAAUCCAAGAAGUUUUUGUAAAGUCUACACAAUGGAUCAUCAACCAUUAAAUACGGGUGAACAAAAAGAUAUGGCAGAAUUUUUUAUUGAUCUAGUGAGUAAAUUAGAAGAAAUGACACCAGAAUUAAAAAAAGUAGUGAAAACUUUGUUUUGUGGCAUACUAAGUAAUAAUGUAGUGUCUUUAGACUGUCAGCACGUGAGUCGAACAUUAGAAGAAUUUUAUACAGUGCGUUGUCAAGUUGCUGACAUGCGAAAUUUAUACGAAUCUUUGGAUGAAGUUACAGUGAAAGAUACAUUAGAAGGUGAUAACAUGUAUACAUGUUCACAGUGUGGGAAAAAAGUACGAGCGGAAAAACGUGCGUGUUUUAAAAAACUUCCACGCAUACUGUGUUUUAACACAAUGCGAUACACGUUCAAUAUGGUGACAAUGUUAAAAGAAAAAGUUAAUACUCAUUUCUCAUUCCCUUUACGAUUAAAUAUGGCCGGUUACGUCGAAAAACAAUUAAUGCCACAACAAUAUCAAGAGGAAAAGGAAAAAGAUGGUGGUAAUACAUCGGAGUCGGAUACAAAAGAACAUUAUGAGUACGACUUAAUUGGGGUAACUGUUCAUACAGGAACCGCUGAUGGGGGACAUUAUUAUAGUUUUAUUAAAGAUCGAAGUUCGAGUGCGCGUGAUAAAUGGUUAUUAUUCAACGAUGCUGAAGUUAAACCAUUCGAUCCGAAUCAAAUUGCGUCUGAAUGUUUUGGUGGAGAAAUGACAAGUAAAACUUACGACUCAGUCACGGAUAAAUUCAUGGACUUCAGUUUUGAGAAAACAAACAGUGCGUAUAUGUUAUUUUACGAGUACAGUCAAAGAAGUAAUUCACCUAGUGAGUGCCCUCCUUCAACUGCUUUGGGCUACACAGGUACUGAAGGUGGAGAAAAUUCAACAUCUCAAGGUAAUUCGUCAGAGACAACGAUUGAAUUAAAUAAGGAAUUAGAAGAAUGGAUUUGGAAAGACAAUAUGCAUUUUAUUCAAGAUAAAAAUAUCUUCGAGCACACAUAUUUUAAUUUUAUGUGGCAAAUGUGUGGUUAUAUACCACAAACGUUGUUACAUCUAAAAUCCGAUGUAACUCAACAAGCGGCACAAUUAUCUACGUCAUUUUUUAUGGAAACAUUUAUACAUGCCAAAGAGAAACCAACUAUGGUCCAAUGGGUGGAAUUAGUAACGAAACAAUUUAAUGCAUGUCAAGAGGCGUGCGAAUGGUUUUUAGGACAUAUGGCAGCGGAUACAUGGUGGCCUAUACAAGUAUUAAUUAAAUGCCCGAAUCAAAUGGUUCGACAAAUGUUUCAAAGACUGUGUAUUCAUGUGAUACAACGACUGAGACAAAGUCAUGCUCCACUGUAUUUAUUAACUGGUAAUGAUAACUGUGAUAAAAUUGAUAAUAAUGUGUCGUCACCGGAUCCUGAACAAAUUGGUAACAAAUCGUGUGUCACGAAAUUUGUGAAAUCGUUGUUAUCGUUAAUGGAACAUGGUGCCAAAGCACAUUUAAAACAUUUGACUGAAUAUUUUGGUUUUCUUUAUGAGUUUUGUCGAAUGGGUGAUGAAGAAACGAAAUUUUUAUUAUCUGUACGAGCGAUACAUUCUAUGGUGAACUUUUAUUUGGGACAUAAAGCACAUGAUUUUGUUGAUGAAAGCGAUGGCGAGGAUGAUGAAGAAGUGAUUGCUUUACCAACUGAUAAAUAUAAACCAGCUUCAUUAGAUAAAAUGAUAGCUUUAAUAGCCAUGAUGGUUGAAAAAUCACGCGAUUCAAAUCAAAGAUUGGUUUUAUCUACUCAAGAUUACGCGGCAAUAGCGGGUGGUAAAGGUUUCCCAUUUUUAUAUCAACAAAUAAAAGAUAACAUUAAUCUACAACAGACCAGAAAUUUAAUACAUUCAUUAUGUCGUGGUAAUGAACGAUUAGCUUCAUUAUUAGUAAAUAUGCUCGCGCAAGCAAUUAGUCGUCAUCCAGAGUCAUGUCAACCGUUUUUUAAACUAUUAACACUUUUAACUGAAAGUAACAACAAUAAUAAUUCAAAUAACAGCAACAAUACACUAAAUUCAGCUAGUGGAUCGAGUGGGUUACCAUGUUUCACUCAAUUAGUACUUCAACGUGUUUGGGAAACAGCAGAAUGUUGUCCACAUUCAGCACUAGAUUGGCUAUCGGUGCAGGUUGCUCGUAGUAAAUUAGUACAUCAAUGGGUAUUACAAAGUGUGGAUCAAUGGUUAGAACAUUUUCUUAUAGGACAUUCCAAUCAAAGAGUUCGCUCAGCGGCUGCAUUUUUAAUGGUUUCAUUAAUUCCAAGCUCCAAUUUUCGACAAGGAUUUAGAGCACGUGGAACUAGAGGUGAACCAGUAUUAACACCGGAGGCGUUGGCCGUCUUACAUCAAGUUUAUACCACUUUAUUAAGACUGUUGGGGCCUGCUAAACAUUAUACCGAUAUUCAAACACAUGGUACAAACAAAUUAACGGCAUAUUUUGCUCUAUUAACGUACUGUGUAAUUUCGAGGACAGAAAAGUUAAUGUUUGGACAAUAUUUUAUGCAACUAUGGCAUUUAUUUCAUCCAAAAUUAUCUGAACCAUCUGUACCUGCUCAUCAUAAUAAACAAGCAUUACUUGCAUUUUGGCAUCAUGUUUGUACCGAUUGCCCAGAAAAUGUUCAAUUAAUGUUACAUAACGCUCAUGUUACCAAAAAUAUUGCAUUUAAUUAUAUUUUAGCCGAUCACGACGAUCAAGAAGUAGUAAUGUUUAAUAGAGCCAUGUUACCUGCAUAUUAUGGAUUGUUACGAUUAUGUUGUCAACAAUCGCAUACAUUUACACGUCAUUUAGCAUCACAUCAAAAUUUACAAUGGGCAUUUAAAAAUAUUACCCCACAUCCCACUCAAUAUGCUGGUGCGGUAGACGAAUUAUUUAAGUUAAUGGCAUUAUUUGUGAUAAAACAUGCGGAUGCAACUGAACAAGAAUUACGAGAAAUUAAUACUUUUCGACGUAAUACGUUAUCCGUUUAUUUACAGUGUUUAGAAGGACGUACAGGCUGGCCAACAUUAAUAUCAGCAUUUCGAAUGCUUAUUGAUACAGAUGAAGAUCGUCUUUAUGUCUUGUAUAAUGGUGGUCUACAAUUAUUAUUCGAGUCAAUAAUCACUCUACAUGUGAUGUAUCAUGAAGCAACAGCGUGUAACGUACUCAGUGAAUUAUUGGAAUUAUUAUCCAUUUGUUUGGAGUUGGUACGAUGUUUCAGACAAAAUCGUUCUUCCACUGAUGCUUCAAGUACUAGAUCACUAUUGUUAUCGUGUAAAGAUUGGUUGGAAACUUUACGUAAAUUAGCAACUUUAUUAAAUACUUAUAAUCCACCGGAAAUGCGGUCGUUAUGUAUAGAUUUGUUAAAAGAAUUAUGUAUGAUGGCACCAGCUGAUGUAAUGCAAGUACUAGUACCGUUAUUAUCACAUUGUCAUGCAGCAUUUCAAGAUACACAUAAUGCCGUACCAUUAGGUCCAUAUUUUCCUAGACGGGGAAUGGCACCACAGUUCUCAUCGAUUAGUAAAUCUUCUAGGCCGCUGCGACCAAUGGUGCAAAUGGCUGUACCACAUAAUCAAUUAGAAUUAGCAAAGGGUAACGAUCCAGAAUACGAUCGUGCACUUCAACAAUUUUAUGGGCCAUAUCAUGAAUUUAUCGAUGUCUUAUGUCGUGUAGCUGUUAAUAACGAUUGUUUAAAUGAGGUCAUGGUUAGUUUAAGUGCAAUGGUUGGAUUUGAGGCUGUACCACUUCAUUCUACAUAUUUUCCAAAAUUAUGGUUGGAUAUUUUACGUUCGCAGCAUAUUGAUAGAAAAUAUGUUACAAUGUUAACAUCAUGCCAGCAUUAUUUUGUGGAUUACGUCGAAGCUGUUUUGUUGGACGAGCGUGCUGCACUUAGUGUGGAUGUAAUUUUUGAUUUCUUAGUAGCAUAUUUUCCAAAAGUUGCGUCUCAUGUAUUAACUGAACAAAAUUGUAAUCUCAUUGAAAGUUUAGUGAAAUCUUUAGUCCAAACAAUUGAUGAUGUAAAUAUAAAAACAACGGCAUUUCGUUUGGCUGGAGAUUUGAGAGCAUUAUUAUUGGUGUAUAGUGCUGCUCCACAUUUGUUAGUUAAUCAAGCGGCCCGAUUAGUAGCACCUUUACAAACAUUAUCUGAUAAAAUUAGUACUGAAUUAUCAAGUUUGGAUCAACAAGAUUUAAAUACUUCAACACCCUCAAAAAAACGUAAAAGAAAUACAGAAGACACUGCCCAAACAUCAGAAAAAAUGAAUACAACCUCAACAGAAAAUUUAGUUGAAAUUGGUGAAACAUCAACAAGUAAAAAUCCCACAGAAAAGCCCGAAAAUUCCUCGAUAGACAAUAGUGAAAGUGAUGAUAUUAAUAAUAGUAAUAACAAUUUAGAAUCACCAAGUGACAAAGACAGUAACACUGCAACAACAGAGACAACAACAACCGUUGUAACAUCACCAAAAAAAGAAACGACAGAUGUGAGCACAGCAUCAAGUAGUGGAACCAAUAGUAAUAAUACAUCACCGUCAACAACCGUCCCAUUAAUUUCAAAUACCACAACCCCAUUAAUAAAUAGUGCAUCCUCUACUUCGGGUGGUGGUGUGACAUCACCAAAUGAUGAUGUGACAUCAUCAACACAAACAAACAAAAAUAAUAAUAAUAAUAGUAUGGAAGACUCAUCUGAUAAUACAAGUUUUACAUCAGAUGAUAAUAAUUCCGGACCUGAUCGUAAUUUACAUAAUCGUGUUGUAUUUAAUUUAAAAUUAUUACAAUCGGUUAUUAGUGAACUUGUUGUGUUAAUUGAAAAGUGUGAAAAUUUGUAACAAUCAAUUUAAUUUAUUUAAGUUUUUCAUUUUAAUUAAUCAUUCAAAAAAAAACAUAAUACUCUUCUUUUCUUUUCUUCGAAAAUCUUUCAGACGCGGAUCUAGGAUUCAUGAAGAGAAACUACAAUUAAAUAAAAAUAUAUAUUCUCGAAAUACAGCUCCUACAUUAAAUAGUAAGAAAAUACAGUUUAUCCCGUUAAUAAAAAUGAAUUAAAUUUUCUGACAGGCAGGAAGCAGCCAAGUAGAUCCCUUUCCACUUAUCUCCCGCAUAACCGUUCAUAGUCCGCAGAGGUUUGUCUACCACGAUUGGCUUAAUAAAUUUUUAGAAUUUGUAAGGGUCGUUCUGCCGUAAUAUCCUGGUGAAAUGGCUGUCUACAUCCAUUAGUAUCUAUCGAAAUAAGGGGGGGAAAGUACAUAUAAAUUAGUGUUCAAUGUUUUGUUAGUGAGAUUUAACUCGAUUAUAAGGUCUGUUUUUUCGCAAAUAAACCAUAAACAUCACCCUCUUUAUAUGUACUUUUCCCCGUAUUAAAAUCUUUCAAAAAUUUUGAAAUUUUUAUUGACAAAAAACUUUUUUUUUAUAUUAUUUUACGGGUUUGUAUCUCGAAAACAAGAUAUUUUUUUAAACUUUUAAUAUUUUAUUUUAAUUAUAAAUAAUCAAUUUUUUUGAAAUAUUUGACUCAAAGUAAAAUUACAACGCAGUAGGAUAUAAAUUUUAAAAAAGUUUACAAAUAUUUUAUUUAUUCUAACGGUGGUCAUAACUUCUCCCUGGAUCCGCGCCUGAAAUCUUUUUAUAUAUCUCAAUAAUUAGAAAUUUAUGUCAAUACAAUUGAAAAAAAAAUGUAAGGAGAGAAUGUCUGAGGACAGAGUCGUCUUGAA